Messenger RNA from Neurospora hispaniola, 1409 nucleotides. RefSeq lists its product as uncharacterized. Bases 453 to 1409 code for a protein of 318 amino acids. The record is from RefSeq and is a predicted model, not a curated record. The transcript has a single exon. NCBI's taxonomy places the organism in Eukaryota, Fungi, Ascomycota, Sordariomycetes, Sordariales, Sordariaceae.
CCUACAACCACUACCCAACACCUACAUAUUUGACGGAACUCACAGGAACGCAUGCCUUUUCCCACCAUCUACCAUGUUCAUCGCAAUCUCCCACCAUGAGGCCUGGGAUUCCAGUUGUCGUGUUGUGGCAUAGCAGCGACACCCAGCAGCGGCCGGGAAGUUGGCAUCCGUGUCAACAACAUAGCGAUGAUAUGAAGCAGUAACAGCAGCGACAACAACAAUAACAACAUGGAGAAACUCACCUAUAAGUAUCCCCAGAUCUGACCAGACUGAGAACUAAUUCCUUUCUUCCUCACCAGCCUUCAUCUCCUCCACCAGUCUACAUCAUCAGGACUUCAGUCUCUCUCUCUCUUUCCAAAGAAACCACCAAAGCCAAACUAAACCAAUCCUUACCAAAUACCAACGUCACACUCACUUCACUUCACUUCACUUCACUCCUUUUUUUUUUCAAAAUGAAGUCCUUCGCCCUCACCACCGCUCUCUCCCUCGCCAUGGCCGGCUCCACCCUCGCCGUGCCCAUGAUGCAACAAGGCCACGCCAUCGCGCACAUCAACGCCGAGGCCCUCAAGAACAACCUCGCCAUGGCCAAGGCCAACACCAACAUGAACACCAAGCGCCAAACCACCCCCGCCACCUCGCCCGCCGCCUCCGUCCCCGCCGGCACCGUCCCCUCCGUCGCGCUCACCGACCUCGACCGCGUCGUCUCCAGCGUCGGCGUCAUCGUCAAGAACGCUCAGGACGACUUCCAGAAGAUCGACAUCAAGGACCCCCAGGGCAUUACGGGCAUCCUCUCCCAGCUGCUCGGCAACGUCACGCAGACGGUGCAGCAGGGCACUCGCCGCAUCAAGGCCAACCAAAAGGCUGCCAUCCUGCCCGUUGGCGCUGGCUGGGGCGUCGCUGGCGGUGCGUACCCUCUUGGUGUGCUUGGUGGCCAUCCCGGAGGCCUCGGCGGACUCGGCGGUCUCCUGGGCGUCACCGACGGUCUCGCUGGUUUGACUGGUGUCACUGGCCUGUUGAGCAGCUUGUUGAACACCGUUACCGGUCUGCUUGGUAACCUCUUGCAGCUCGGUGGUGGUGAUGCCACCAGUGGCAGUGGCUUGGACGCGAACACCCUGGCCAGCUUGGCUAACCUCCAGGCCCUCCUCUCGCUUAGCGGCGGCCUGACUGGUGGUGUGCCCCUUGGUACUCUGCCGCUUGGCGACUUGAGCAACCUCGCUGGUAUCUUGAGCCCGGAGCUCCUCAACCAGUUGCUUAGUGGUACUGCUACUGGCAGCCCGCUGAGCGUCAUCGAGUCGUUGUUGGAGGCUGUUCAGGAGCUGCUUAGCUCUGUCCUCUCCGGUUCUAUUGGUGUGACUGCUGGCAUCACUGGCGAUCUCGGUGCUGAUGCUUCCACUUCCACUUCUGAUUAA